AUGCCUACUGCUACACGCUCUCUCGAAACGAUGGUCCUACAGGCACACCGUGCGAAGGGUGUACGCUACCCAACAGCAUCUCAGAAAGAAUGUUUCAAGACUUGGUACUCGUACGCCCUUCGUCAAGGCGAGGUUACUAAGACUUCUCCGAAAGUCAUCGAGGAGCACGCGAAGCACCUCAAAGAGAUCAAGGAAGCCGCGCCAGCUGACUGGAACAAAAAGUUCGACUCACAGGUGUCUCACUCAUGUUCGCGCAAAUGCAACGAGCAGCCUUUCGUAUUCUGCAGCCUCAAACUGGCAGAUCAAAUCGCUCGAUCAUUAAUUCCUGAUCCACAGAUCUUACUUUUCCUUCUUCAAACCCUUCCUUGUUACUGGAAGACGUCUUAUAAUUUUCAUUUCUGGUAG
Messenger RNA from Alternaria burnsii, 405 nucleotides. RefSeq lists its product as uncharacterized. The coding region runs from base 1 to 405 and encodes 134 amino acids. The transcript has 2 exons. NCBI's taxonomy places the organism in Eukaryota, Fungi, Ascomycota, Dothideomycetes, Pleosporales, Pleosporaceae. The record is from RefSeq and is a predicted model, not a curated record.